Molecule: messenger RNA, 1665 nt
Organism: Lodderomyces jiufengensis
Lineage: Eukaryota; Fungi; Ascomycota; Pichiomycetes; Serinales; Debaryomycetaceae
Gene: HEX3
Product: SUMO-targeted ubiquitin ligase complex subunit
Exons: 1
Coding region: 1-1665 (554 amino acids)
Cellular component (GO): SUMO-targeted ubiquitin ligase complex
Molecular function (GO): ubiquitin-protein transferase activity
Source: RefSeq, a predicted model, not a curated record
AUGUCUUCGGUGGCAAGAAGUAGUGAAGAACGACAACAACCACCAAGAAAGAAAAGAAGAGGAUCUCAAAAUAGAGUUGUUGAUAUUACAUCAGAAAUUGAAUGUAGGAAUAAUUCCAUUAUCAAUGACAAUAACGUCAUAGAUUUAGAUAGUCAACGACGAGAAUCUUUAAGUUCAAAUCACGAUGAUGAUAUACAAAUACUAGCAGUAAACGAGAAUAACCCAACAUUAGCAAAUCUGAUAAGACGUCCAUUCACUAAUUUUACCCAUAACGAUUUCAUCAAUAGAAGAAUUAGUGGCAAUGAAGUCAAUAGAGAUACUGGCGGCUCAGAAAGACGUCAAAGAAUAGGUACAAACUCAAAUAAUAGUAUUGAUCAUACGAGAAGAAUACGUGGAGAUGGAGGUAAUAGAGUGAAUAGUAGUUCAACCUCAAGAAUAAACCAUAGCAGAGGUCAAAGAUCAAGCAACAAUCCAGAUAGUGGUUUCGGUCGUGGAGAAGUACGAUUUGAUGAAGGCGAAGAUGACGAUAUAGAAAUUCUUGAUGUAAGAGAAGCAUCAGAACCUUUAAGAUCACAAAUACUGCAUAUUCAUACACCUCAUGGACCAUUUAUGUUUGAAGAAGGUGGACCUCCUCAUUUUCAUCAUUAUCAUGAUUAUAAUGAUAAUUACGGCCCAAAUUCAUAUGAAGAAUUACCUUAUCCAAUACAUCAUUCAUCCAAUACUUCCACUCCUCCUCCUUCUCAAAGAAAUUUGCGUUCAAAUCGUCCAAGUUCACAAAUAGAACUACAACAGCAACGUCAGCGUCAACAUCAACAACAUCGUAUUCAACAACAACGUCAGCAAAAUCAACAACUGCAACAAGCACGAAAUACUGGUCGUCGAGGAAGAUUUUCAAGACCUAAUAAUUUACCUCGUGAAAGAAAUCAUCACACUAUUAGUGGUACUAUCAAUGGUAGACAUUUUUCACAAACAGCAGAUCCAAUGAUUAGAUUAUUUGUAUCAAGGUCGUUAGAAAGAAUUAGUCAAUUAGAAUUUCAUCUUGGUGGAGUAUCAUCUGGUUCCUCAACAUCUGAUGAAUUUGAUUUUGAUGAUAUGGAAUACGAUGAAUAUGAUGAAGAGGAAAUCAUGAAUAGAGCAAUUAUGAGAAGAAUUGAAGAAGAUAAUAAUAGAAGUUUAAAUGCGAGAUCAGAAAGAGAAACAAAUUUCAACAAAAAGGCAUUACUUGAAAAGAAACAAUUAUCAGAUAGUUUAGAUAAGUUAAAAACACAUACGAAUAAAAUUAGUUCAAAUGAUUUAUUAAUGUGUGAAUUAUGUGGUGUUGAUUUAGGUGAAGGAGCUCCAGAAGAUUUUAAAUCUAAUACAGAAUAUGAUAAAAACUUCGCAAAUUAUUCAAAAGAAUUUAAAAUUCAGGCUCCAUGGUUUUGUACAAAUCCUUUCACUCAAGCUGAUAUUCAAUUAAGUAAAAGAAUAUUUGCAUCAAAAUGUGGUCAUUGCUUUUGUGGUAGAUGUGUUAAAAAUAUUGCAAAUAGAUCAAAAAAAUUAGCAAAAGAUGCUCCAAGAGGUUCAACUAUUAAAAAUCCAACUUUAUUUGCUCCUGCAAAAUGUCCUGCUAAUGAAUGUGGUAAAAGAUUUCUUUCUAAAGCUUUCACUGAAGUUUAUUUUUAA